AUGGAGGAAUCAGGAUCAGAACCCGCAAGACAAGUGGUCUAUUGUGGAGUUUGCACAUUACCCCCAGAGUAUUGUGAAUUUGGUGGUACUGCCAAAAAAUGUGAAGAAUGGCUCAAGGACAAUGAUUCGGACCUAUGGGAUAAGCUAUACUCCGAAGUCAAACCACAGCCCCUCCCUCCUCUCUCUCCCCCCCUCCCCACAUACGUGAUAACUGACUCUCCACCAGAUGCUUUGAACGCCAACCUCUCUACCCUGUCAGUCUCGGCACAAGAGCGUGCCGCCAAGGAUGCAGCCAAGAAGGAAGCCAAAGCUGCUGCAAGUGAGGCGCGAGAUAGCGAGCGCAAGGCUGCCUCCAAGGUUAUUAUUAAGCGGGUGGAACGGAACAAGCGCAAAUAUGUGACUGUGGUCAUCGGUCUAGAGGUCUUUGGUCUGGAGAACAAGAAGAUUGCAAAGGAUUUGGGCAAGAAGUUCGCCACUGGGUCCUCGGUGACUCGGUCCCCAGCAGGCAUAGAGGAGAUUACUGUCCAGGGUGAUGUCAGUGAUGACCUUUCCGACUGGUUACUCGAGGUGCACGGGAACAAGAUUCCCGAAGCAAACAUUGAGUUUGUCGAAGACAAGAAGAAGAAGAAGACCGAAGCGGCCUUGCCGUAA
This is a messenger RNA of Penicillium nucicola, 651 nucleotides long. It is a transcript of the gene tma22, whose product is annotated as putative RNA binding protein Tma22. The transcript is spliced from 4 exons. NCBI's taxonomy places the organism in Eukaryota, Fungi, Ascomycota, Eurotiomycetes, Eurotiales, Aspergillaceae. Gene Ontology annotation, biological process: formation of translation preinitiation complex; translation reinitiation. Gene Ontology annotation, molecular function: translation initiation factor activity; mRNA binding. The coding region runs from base 1 to 651 and encodes 216 amino acids. The record is from RefSeq and is a predicted model, not a curated record.